CCCGCGCUGCUGCCGCGUGUGGGGAGCGCCCGACGCCGAGGCCAUGGCGCAGCGCGACCGCUCCCGCAGCGCCUCUUGGUCCUUCGUGCACGACGGGCUGCCCACGGCCCGUGUGGCGAACGCCAUCCCCCACUGCUCCCAGACAUUGGCGUCCUUGACAGAGGAAGAAAAGACAAUGUAUGCAGAAAAGCCUCGUAAGUGGAAAGGGAGGAAACAUUCUCAGAAGGCAGUGAACGAGACGCGUAAUCUGACUGAUCCAGUUCCUGCCCCUCUGACCAUGAAGAUGCCCAGUGUUAUUCCUUUGCCAGAUGCCUGUUCUCUGUCUUGGAAGAAUGAUCAGGAUGUGGUUGCAGACAUCUUCUAUUUCUUGGACAUUUACAGCUAUGGGAAGCUGCCACCCCAGUGUGAGCAGCGUUUCCUUCCCUGUGAGAUUGGGUGUGUCAGGUACUCCUUACAAGAUGGAAUCGUGGCUGAUUUCCACCACUUCAUAGAUGCGGAAGUACCACCACGUGGUUUUCUCUACCACUGCCAGGCUGCAAGUGAUCAAACUCAUAAGAUCCCUAUAUCUGGGUUUCACCUUCCUCGUUCUUGUUAUGAAGUUGUCCUACGGGAACUUCUGGAGUUUGCCAAGCCAUCCAGUGGUGCUCAGCCUCGCUUUUUCUGCAGGUCUGAUGACAGAUUCCGGAUUAACUGGUGUCUCGGUCGGAUGGCCAGCAUCACAGGCAUUGAGAGCCAUUGGGAGCUUUUGGCUGUAGAGGACCUGAUCGUAGAACUGUACCAGAAGAAAUACCAAAAGGAGCCAUCCAAGACCUGGAUGUAUAGAAAAUUGGAUGUCUGCCUGUGGGAUUUCUCCACUAACACAAGGUGCAAGUGGCAUGAGGAGAAUGAUAUAAUGUUCUGUGCUCUGGCAUCCUGUAAGAAAAUUGGUUACUGCAUCAGUCAGUCUUUUGCUAGUGUGUAUGGAGUCCCACUAACAGCAGCUCACCUCCCUCUCCAAGACUCUUGUUGUGAUCAAAGCACAAACACCAGGAUUGUGAAGCUGGAUGGUGGACGUUUCCAGAAAAUGAAAGCUGAGAGUUCUGGAUGUGGCAAACCUUUUGGUUCUGCAAGACAAGAUCAAGAGUUUGUUCCUUCUAAUCGUCAUUCUCCACGUGGUGUGAAGACUUCCCCUUGUGGAACAAGUGUUGUACAAGGAAGAGGAGUUACUCGAUUGCUGAGAAGUACAUCUGAUCUAUCCAAGUCUUUCAGUAAUUGAAAAUCUUUUUCACAUCCAGGACAGCUGUAAAUUCUAAUUUUCUUUUGUUCCCUAAAGUAACUAAGUUUCU
This is a messenger RNA of Malurus melanocephalus (red-backed fairy wren), 1325 nucleotides long. RefSeq names its product maelstrom spermatogenic transposon silencer (gene MAEL). Gene Ontology annotation, cellular component: nucleus; P granule. Gene Ontology annotation, molecular function: sequence-specific DNA binding. Bases 44 to 1255 code for a protein of 403 amino acids. NCBI's taxonomy places the organism in Eukaryota, Metazoa, Chordata, Aves, Passeriformes, Maluridae. The record is from RefSeq and is a predicted model, not a curated record. The transcript has 12 exons. Gene Ontology annotation, biological process: regulation of miRNA-mediated gene silencing; male meiotic nuclear division; piRNA processing.